Lontra canadensis (Northern American river otter) is the source of this 2778-nucleotide messenger RNA. It is a transcript of the gene BEND3, whose product is annotated as BEN domain containing 3. The transcript is spliced from 4 exons. The coding region runs from base 131 to 2620 and encodes 829 amino acids. Gene Ontology annotation, biological process: rDNA heterochromatin formation. Gene Ontology annotation, molecular function: DNA binding. The record is from RefSeq and is a predicted model, not a curated record. NCBI's taxonomy places the organism in Eukaryota, Metazoa, Chordata, Mammalia, Carnivora, Mustelidae. Gene Ontology annotation, cellular component: heterochromatin.
CCCGGCCAGGCCCUCCGCGCGCGGCCCCCACUCCCCGGCCCCGCGCUCCCCCACCCCCCCCACGUGGCGCCCAAACUCGGCGCGGGCCCGCUCUGCAAAGUACACAACUCGCGUCCCAGUGGAAUAGAAGAUGAACUCAACUGAAUUCAGUGAAGAUGUAGAAGAAGUUCUAAAAAAUAACACUGUGAAAGUGGAGACAGCGGCCGAAGAUGCUGCCCUGGACUGCUCGGUGAGCUCCAGGUCCUCCGAGAAGCACCCUCUGGACUGCGUCUUCACUGCCCUCCAGGAUUCCAGCAAGCGGAAGCAGCCGGGUGGCGAUGGCCAGCCUGACUCUGUCCCCGGCGUGAAGAGGCGGCGGCUGAUUCCCGAGGCCCUCCUCGCAGGCAUGCGGAACCGUGAGAACAGCUCACCCUGCCAGGGCAACGGGGAGCAGGCCGGCAGGGGCAAGAACUUGGGCUCCGCAUGGCCUGGUGAGGAGGAGCCCUGCGGCGACAUGAGCGCCCCGUCCUACAAGAAGCCCUUGUACGGCAUCUCGCACAAGAUCAUGGAGAAGAAGAACCCUCCCGCUGGCGACUUGCUGGGCACGUACGAGCUCUUUGACAAGGCCAACUCCAGCAACAGCCCCUCGCCCCUGCGGCUCCUGAACGAGCCGCAGAAGCGGGACUGCGCCGGCACCGUGGCGGCCACCACCGACGGGGACCCCAACAUCUACUUUCUGAUCCAGAAGAUGUUCUAUAUGCUCAACACGCUCUCUUCCAACAUGUCCCAGCUGCACAGCAAGGUGGACCUGCUCUCCCUGGAGGUGAGCCGCAUCAAGAAGCAGGUGAGCCCCACUGAGCUGGUGGCCAAGUUCCAGCCGCCCCCCGAGUACCAGCUCACCGCGGCGGAGCUCAAGCAGAUCGUGGACCAGAGCCUGUCGGGCGGCGACCUGGCCUGCCGCUUGCUGGUGCAACUCUUCCCCGAGCUCUUCAGCGACGUGGACUUCUCCCGCGGCUGCAGCGCCUGUGGCUUUGCGGCCAAGCGCAAGCUGGAGUCUCUGCACCUGCAGCUUAUCCGCGACUACGUGGAGGUCUACUACCCGUCCGUGAGGGACACGGCCGUGUGGCAGGCCGAGUGUCUUCCCCAGCUGAACGACUUCUUUAGCCGCUUCUGGGCCCAGCGGGAGAUGGAGGACAGCCAGCCCAGCGGCCAGGUGGCCAGCUUCUUCGAGGCGGAGCAGGUAGAUGCCAGCCACUUCCUGGACAACAAGGACCAGGAGGAGGCCCUGUCCCUGGACCGGAGCAGCACCAUCGCCUCAGACCACGUGGUGGACACGCAGGACCUCACCGAGUUCCUGGACGAAGCCUCGUCCCCUGGCGAGUUCGCCGUCUUCCUCCUGCACCGGCUCUUCCCGGAGCUCUUCGACCACCGGAAGCUGGGCGAGCAGUACAGCUGCUACGGGGACGGCGGCAAGCAGGAGCUGGACCCGCAGCGGCUGCGGAUCAUCCGCAACUACACGGAGAUCUACUUCCCCGACGUGCAGGAGGAGGAGGCCUGGCUGCAGCAGUGCGCCCAGCGCCUCAAUGAUGAGCUCGAGGGCCUGGCGCUGGAUGGGGGCAGCGAGGGCGAGCCAGCGCGCGACGACUGCUACGACUCCUCCAGCCUGCCCGACGACAUCUCCGUGGUCAAGGUGGAAGACAGCUUUGAGGGCGAGCGGCCGGGCCGGCGGUCCAAGAAGAUCUGGCUGGUGCCCAUCGACUUCGACAAGCUGGAGAUCCCGCAGCCCGACUUCGAGGUGCCGGGAGCCGACUGCCUGCUCAGCAAGGAGCAGCUGCGCAGCAUCUAUGAGAGCAGCCUGUCCAUCGGCAACUUUGCCUCGCGCCUGCUGGUGCACCUCUUCCCCGAGCUCUUCACGCACGAGAACCUGCGCAAGCAGUACAACUGCAGCGGCUCCCUGGGCAAGAAGCAGCUGGACCCGUCCCGCAUCAAGCUCAUCCGCCACUACGUGCAGCUGCUCUACCCGCGUGCCAAGAACGACCGCGUCUGGACGCUGGAGUUCGUGGGCAAGCUGGACGAGCGCUGCCGCCGCCGCGACACGGAGCAGCGGCGCUCCUACCAGCAGCAGCGCAAGGUGCACGUGCCGGGCCCCGAGUGCAGGGACCUGACGAGCUACGCCAUCAACCCCGAGCGGUUCCGAGAGGAGUUCGAGGGGCCCCCGCUGCCCCCCGAAAGGAGCAGCAAGGACUUCUGCAAGAUCCCCCUGGACGAGCUGGUGGUCCCCUCACCCGACUUCCCAGUGCCUCCGCCGUACCUGCUGUCGGACAAGGAGGUGCGCGAGAUCGUGCAGCAGAGCCUGUCGGUGGGCAACUUCGCCGCGCGGCUCCUGGUCAGGCUCUUCCCGGAACUCUUCACGGCCGAGAACCUCCGGCUGCAGUACAACCACUCCGGCGCCUGCAACAAGAAGCAGCUGGACCCCACGCGGCUGCGGCUCAUCCGCCACUACGUGGAGGCCGUGUACCCGGUGGAGAAGAUGGAGGAGGUGUGGCACUACGAGUGCAUCCCGAGCAUCGACGAGCGGUGCCGCCGCCCCAACAGGAAGAAAUGCGACAUUCUGAAGAAGGCCAAGAAGGUGGAGAAGUGACGGCUGGGCGCCCCCUGGGACUGCGCGUGCUCUCGGAGCGCGCCAGGGGCGUCCGCAGACGCGCACCUUACGGUGGCGGGGAGGGGCUCGCUCGGUUUGCACACGUGGACACCGCGCAGCCGCAGGAGGGACAGAAGCUUCGCGUGCGUCUCUCCUCC